This is a messenger RNA of Neltuma alba, 4020 nucleotides long. Its product is annotated as probable LRR receptor-like serine/threonine-protein kinase At1g74360. Gene Ontology annotation, biological process: protein phosphorylation. The record is from RefSeq and is a predicted model, not a curated record. Gene Ontology annotation, molecular function: ATP binding; protein binding; protein kinase activity. Bases 569 to 3859 code for a protein of 1096 amino acids. The transcript is spliced from 2 exons. NCBI's taxonomy places the organism in Eukaryota, Viridiplantae, Streptophyta, Magnoliopsida, Fabales, Fabaceae.
UCUGUCAAUCUAUUUUAAAACCCGAUGUUCCAAACUAAGCAACCUGCUCUUCUUUCUUCUGCAACUCAAUCUUCCCCGAAAGUAACACAAACAUCAAACCUUUGAGACUUCACGCCACUUCAGUUUCCUCGCACUAAACCGGUCAGCAACUGCGGCUCAACACUUCCCUUGCUUCUGAACCUCUCUCUCUCGCGCACACUUUGAAAACCAUUAAACAAGUACACCCAAAGUAGAAACCCAUCACUAGGAUUUGACAUUCUUGAAUAUAAACAGCUUUAAGCAACAUCUAUUAAUGAUUCAUUUAUUAUAAUCCUUCUUCAAGUCCAAAAGAGAACAGGAAAACGAGGAUGUGAACCACUCUGUUUCUAUUCUUGCUUUACAUUUCCUUCCUGCCAGCAUGAUCACUCCCAACGCACAUCCGGUGGCUUCUCCUUCCUCCUCCUCCUCACUUUGAAGCUCCUCUCUUGUUCAUAUUAUCUUAUCCUGGAAAACAUCUGUGUAUGAAUUUUGCAAAAGGAAAAAAAGCAACCAGCAGAAGCGGAGGAGGAAAGGUUCGAAGACGACAUAAAUGUCAGAGCAGGAAACCCACUCACGGGGCUUCAUGAUCGUCUGUUUCUUAGUCCUUUUUUCUGCAGGUAAAAUCGCUGCCCAAGAUAUUCUGGACACAGAGAGACAAAUUCUGCUGGAGCUGAGAACUCAUCUGGAUAAUCAAACUCGAACAGAUCGAGGAAGAUACAGACUCUGGAACGCGAACAGCACAAGUCUAUGUGAAUGGCCAGGAAUUUCAUGCAGCCAUACGGGGACAACCUCGGCGGCGAGAGUGGUCGGCAUAGACCUUUCCGACAGCAGCAUCGCUGGCGAGAUUUUCCAGAAUUUCUCGCAGCUUACCGAGCUCACGCACCUUGACCUUUCCACGAACACCAUCACCGGAGAAAUCCCAGCGGAUCUAAGGCGAUGCAGUAACCUCGUACAUCUCAAUCUCUCCCAUAAUCUUCUCGAGGGGGAGAUAGAUUUAACUGGAUUGACGAGGUUAGAGACGCUGGACUUGUCGGGAAACAGGCUUCAUGGGGAUAUAGGAUUGAAUUUUCCUGCCAUUUGUGAUAACUUAGUUACUUUGAAUGUUUCUGGGAAUAACUUCACUGGUUCGAUCGAUCAUUGUUUCGAUCAGUGCUUAAAAUUGCAGUACUUGGAUUUGAGCACCAACAAUCUCAGUGGGAGUAUUUGGAUGGGAUUUGCGAGGCUGAAGGAGUUUUCAGUUUCAGAGAACUAUCUCACUGGUCCCCUGUAUGAACAAGCAUUCCCAGAAAACUGUAACCUCGAAGUACUCGAUGUUUCAUACAAUGGGUUUACAGGAAAUGCACCGAAGAAUGUCAGUAAAUGUAAGAAUCUAGCGAUUCUCAAUCUUUCAAGUAACAAAUUUUCUGGGGAUAUCCCCGUUGAAUUGGGAUCCAUCUCAGGCCUCCAAGCAUUGUACUUAGCCAACAAUACAUUUUCAAGAAGCAUCCCAGAGACACUUUUAAACUUGACAACUCUAAAUUUCUUGGAUUUGAGCGGAAACGGUUUUGGGGGGGAGAUACAAGACACACUAGGGAAGCUCAAGCAAGUGAAGUUCCUCCUCUCGUAUUCAAAUGCUUACACAGGAGGAUUAAAUUCAUCGGGGAUUCUCAAAUUACCCAACAUCUCUCGCUUAGACCUUAGUAACAACAGUUUUUCAGGUCCAUUACCUAUUGAAAUCUCUAGGAUGACUUCUCUGAAGUUCUUAAUGUUGGCCUAUAAUCAAUUCACCGGUACUAUUCCUGCUGAGUUUGGAAAUUUGGCUCAGCUUCAAGCACUUGAUAUCUCUUUCAACAAUUUAACAGGGCCAAUCCCACCAAGCCUGGGAAACUUGAGUUCUCUCUUAUGGUUAAUGCUUGCGAACAAUUCAUUGACCGGAGAAAUCCCAAAAGAGCUCGGAAAAUGCACAAGCCUGCUGUGGCUAAACCUUGAAAACAAUAAUCUCACUGGGAAUUUCCCUCCUGAAUUGACCAACAUUGGAAGAAACGCCACGGCCACGUUCGAAUUGAAUCGAAAUGAAGUCAAUGGAAUCCCUGCCGGUUCUGUUGAAUGUUUGGCAAUGAAGAGAUGGAUACCUGCCGAUUACCCUCCUUUUAGCUUUGUGUACAGCAUCCUCACAAGGAAAAAUUGCAUAAGCAUUUGGGAUAGAUUACUCAAAGGGUAUGGAAUUUUCCCGAUUUGCUCAUCAGGUUCCUUUUUUCGUUUAAAGGAGAUUUCUGGGUAUGUGCAGUUAAGCGGGAAUAAUCUCAUCGGAGAAGUUCCUUCAGAAAUUGGGAACAUGCAAAAUUUCAGCAUGCUGCACUUGGGGUUGAACAAAUUUUCCGGGAAAAUCCCUGCGGUGAUAGGAGAUCUGCCACUUGUGGUGUUGAACAUAACAAGAAACAACUUUUCAGGUGAGAUUCCAUGGGACAUUGGAAACCUUAAAUGUCUUCGGAAUCUGGAUUUGUCCUACAACAAUUUCUCUGGGACAUUCCCGACAAGCUUGAACAACUUGACAGAGCUCAGUAAAUUCAACAUUUCUUACAACGCCUUUAUUUCUGGGACAAUCCCACCAACAGGACAAUUAGCCACAUUCGAUAAAGAUUCGUAUUUGGGAGACCCACUCUUGACCCUACCAAGCUUCAUCGAUAGCGUUCCAGACGACACAGAAAACACGACCUCUCGCAGAGACCACGAAAUCAGAAACAGAAACCCCAAGAAACUGUCAAUGUUCUUGGCGUUUCUAGCUGUCACACUCGCUCUAUUGGUAUUCGGGCUCCUCUCUUUCAUAUUAUGUUCAUUAGCGAAAACCCGUUCACACGACCCAGAAGGAUACCUAUUGGAAGACACAAAAAACCAACAUAACUCCGACAAUUCGUCACGAUGGUCGUCUGAACUAAUUAAGGUUAUCCAUUUGAACAAGAUAGCAUUCACGCACGACGACAUUCUCAAAGCCACCGGAAACUUCUCUGACAACAGAGUCAUAGGAAAAGGCGGUUUUGGCACCGUGUACAGAGGAGUAUUCCCCGACGGAAUAGAAGUCGCAGUGAAGAAGCUUCAAAGGGAAGGGCUGGAAGGAGAAAGAGAGUUCAGAGCAGAAAUGGAGGUUCUAAGCGGAUACGGCUUCGGGUGGCCACACCCGAAUUUAGUCACGCUAUACGGGUGGUGCCUAAACGGGUCGGAGAAAAUCCUAGUUUACGAAUACAUGGAAGGAGGAAGCUUGGAAGAUGUUGUUACAGACCGAACAAGACUCACGUGGAAGAGAAGGCUAGAGAUCGCCAUUGACGUGGCUCGAGCAUUGGUCUAUUUGCACCAUGAAUGCUUCCCUCCAAUUGUUCACAGAGACGUCAAGGCUAGCAACGUGCUCUUGGAUAAACACGGGAAGGCUAAAGUCACAGACUUCGGGCUAGCAAGAGUGGUAGAAAAUGGAGUGAGUCACGUGACCACCAUGGUCGCCGGGACGGUGGGCUACGUGGCACCUGAGUAUGGUCAGACAUGGAAGGCGACAACGAAAGGUGAUGUGUACAGCUUUGGAGUGGUGGCUAUGGAGUUAGCCACCGGGAGGAAGGCUGUUGAUGGCGGGGAGGAGUGCCUGUUGGAGUGGGCUCGACGAGUCACGGGCUAUGGAUAUGGGCAUGGUCCUGGGCUAAGUCGGCCCAUCAUACCGGUCUUGUUGAUGGGCUCCGGGCUCGGAGAGGGCGCGGAGGAGAUGGGUGAGUUGUUGCGGAUAGGGAUAAAGUGCACGGCGGAGGCACCGCAGGCCAGGCCCAAUAUGAAGGAGGUUUUGUCUAUGCUGGUUAACACAUUGAACCCAAAAGGGGGAUGAAAAAAUAAUAUGAUAAAAAAAAUGUGUAUAUUGUGGGGCAUAGUUUAGUGUGAAAUACUUUUGUUGUUAUUGCACAGGUGAUUUUUCUUUCGUAUACAGAAAAGUGAACUUUUUGUAUCAUUCCUAACGUUGAAGAAGCUGCUCAAUUUUGAUGCUUUUAC